AUGUUCUUCAUUUCUAGUCGACACGGCGAACCAGCCUGGGAUACUAUUACAUCCUCUCCGCAGCCUCCACAAUGGGCAAAGUCCGUGGAAUGGGCCAAGGCUGAUAUCCUGAAACCGGCCACCUACAAGCCAUUCCUCAAAGAUACUUCUGCGGUCGUCCAUUCAAUGGGAAUACUACUAGAAGCGAAUUACAAAGGCAUUUUACAGGGGAGAGAAUCGAUAGUGUGUGGACUACGUAAAAUAUUCGCCCCAUCUCGGCCUGGGAGCCAGAAUCCUCUACAAAGGAAAGAAGGGGAAGAGCUUCUUUCUGGAGAAUCGGGCGGCCAGUUAACAUAUGAACUUAUGAAUCGGGACUCAGCGGUUGCCCUAGCUCAAGAAGCUUCAUACGAGCAUGUCCCGACUUUUGUCUUCAUAUCAGCCGCUGCCGGAGCUCCUAUGGUUCCGGAAAGAUACCUCACAACAAAGAGAGAUGCCGAAGCUCUCAUAUCGUCUAAUCUCUCUGACCUCCGCAGUAUUUUCAUGAGACCGACUUUCAUGUAUGAUUCGUCACGUAAAUUGACUCUGCCGAUUGCGCUGGGCGGGAUCAUGGGUUCGGAAGUGAACGGGCUCCUUGGCGGAAGGCUCUCGUCCCUAGGAAUGAUGACCGCGAAGCCGCUGAACGUCAACAUUGUAGGUGAAGCCGUGGUGGAGGCUAUUGGUGACGACGAUGUCCAGGGUGUCGUAGGACUCAAAAAGAUUGAGACUCUAGCAACGAAAGGUUGGAGGCGAUCGAUGCUUUAA
Messenger RNA from Paracoccidioides lutzii Pb01, 780 nucleotides. RefSeq lists its product as hypothetical. Gene Ontology annotation, cellular component: mitochondrion. The transcript has 2 exons. Gene Ontology annotation, molecular function: protein-containing complex binding. Bases 1 to 780 code for a protein of 259 amino acids. The record is from RefSeq and is a predicted model, not a curated record.